UAAAUUAAUUUAACCUUUCUUCAAUUUUUGUCUCUACCACUUUUUUUCAACUCAGCAGUUCAACAGGCCAAAAAUGGGUCGUAAAACAUUUUGCUACCAUCUCCUGCUUCAUUUUGCUUUGCUCUUUAUCCUGUCGAACGCUGAAGACAUCAGCCUCCGUCCUCAAGCUCUCGAUUCUUUCAAUCUAAGCUUAAUCCAGAACGCGGGGAGCUGUUCAUAUGAGGUGAUUAUUUCAACCAGCUGUUCCUCUUCCAAAUACACUCGCGAUCAGAUCAGCCUUGCUUUCGGCGACGCUUUUGGCAAUCAGAUAUAUGCACCGAGGCUGGAUGAUCCAUCCUCCGAUACGUUUGAAAGCUGCUCAUCUGAUACAUUUCAGAUAACUGGACCAUGUGCGCAUCAGAUAUGUUAUGUUUAUCUGUAUAGAACUGGACCCGAUGGCUGGAAACCUGUAAGUGUGAAGAUUCAGGGUUACAAUUCAUUUCCUGUUAGAUUUGACUACAACGUUUUCAUUCCGAGUGAUACUUGGUAUGGCUUUAAUUAUUGCGGUAGCUCCUCUUUUGCGCCGCUUCAUAAAAUUUCAGGAUGGUUUUUGUAUCCUCUUCUGGUAGUUGUUGCUAGUCUUCUUGUAGUGUAAUUUGAGGUUUGCAAUUGCAUAUUGUAGUUGAAGUGCAGUUGAUUGCAUUUUUCAUACUGUGAUUUGAAAUUGUAGCUAAUUCGAACAGUUAUGGACGAACUAAUGCAAAUUUUACAGUACUAA
This is a messenger RNA of Mercurialis annua (annual mercury), 757 nucleotides long. RefSeq names its product embryo-specific protein ATS3B-like. Bases 74 to 634 code for a protein of 186 amino acids. Lineage: Eukaryota; Viridiplantae; Streptophyta; Magnoliopsida; Malpighiales; Euphorbiaceae. Gene Ontology annotation, molecular function: protein binding. The record is from RefSeq and is a predicted model, not a curated record. The transcript has 3 exons.